Molecule: messenger RNA, 2703 nt
Organism: Penicillium robsamsonii
Lineage: Eukaryota; Fungi; Ascomycota; Eurotiomycetes; Eurotiales; Aspergillaceae
Product: glucan endo-1,3-beta-D-glucosidase
Exons: 7
Coding region: 1-2703 (900 amino acids)
Cellular component (GO): cell surface
Molecular function (GO): endo-1,3(4)-beta-glucanase activity; glucan endo-1,3-beta-D-glucosidase activity
Source: RefSeq, a predicted model, not a curated record
AUGGACUCACGCUCGAAAUGGAAGGCUACAGCGUUGCUGACAUGGCUUCUAACUACAGAAAUAGCCCACUGUCUCCCACGUGUGGGAAAUGAGGUAGAAGCUGCUCUACGAAACACAGCUACCGAGCCAGCAAGAGCCUUUCAGACUCAAUAUCCACCUUCAAACAGUGAAAGCAGGGUUCUCAUUCCCGAGUCCCACCCAGUGUAUCGAGUAGCUUUGGAACAAGACGGACAUUCAUCAGAAUUUCCUUUUCCACAGCUUGACAUUGACGAUUUCAUUGACGGCUUGGAAGAUUUGUUGGACGAAGAAGGUGAGACUACUACGGAACCAGCACUGACUGCAACAGGACAGUCUACGUCUACUGAUACAGACAAACCGGAUCCUAUCCAAGCGACAACUUCAGCAAAACAGCCUGAAGACCCAGCGCCAGUUCCUACAGCUGGAUCUGUGACAACCUCGCCGCAGACCAAGCCAAGCACUACAAAGACGCAAGAGGCCGUUCACACAAAUAUUUCGCCCACGAUUGGAGCAGAUCAUCCCAAAGCCAUGAACGGCCAAGAUAUCUUCCAGCCAGUGGCCAGUGGCCCGGUCCCUGCUAAUAUCCAGUCUCGACAUGACCACCCUGUGCAGAACCAGCACGCUGAUACCACUGACCCUAUUGCGACGAAUAAGUUCUAUGCCGGCCUUUUCCUAGGCUCCCAGAGCAAUGCUACGUUCUCCCAGCCCUACUCUCUGGCAUGGUCCAAGGGAGGCGGCACACUGAAGAGCUGGGGUAUGACUAUCACCCAUGCCCAGCCUCACAUGCUCGCGUACGGACCUGAGAACAACAAGAUCCCCGGAAACCCAGUGCAGUACUACGUCAAUCCAGGGGGCCUUCAACAUCUGGUUUUCUCAGCGGCUGAGCUUGACCAGUCUUCCAUCAUGACCGUUGAGCAGCCAAAGGUUUUCUCGGCCCACGCUGUGAUCAAGCGCUCCAAAGGCUCGGCUCAGCAGAUCACCUUCCCCAUUGUACAAGGCAUGGGCUAUACAACAGCUGUGUACAAAGACCUGCAGCCUCUGAUUGAAAGUGGUAUUUUCUUCCGCAAGGUCGUCAGCGCCGGUUCACCUAGGCCCGGUAUCUUCAAGUACCAGGUUGACCUUGAGGAUGAUACGACCUGGCUUCUCUAUGCCACUCCGGCAGAUGGCAAAGAUCCAAACUUCAAGCUAGACUCAAAGACCAAUAUCCGCGGUCCCAAGGGCUUUUCUGGUACUAUCCAAGCCGCGAAGAACCCCGCAGGCAAGUCUGGCGAGAAGUUCUACGAUAACUCAUGUGGCGUCUACCCGGUGUCAGGAGAGGUCUCUGGCUCUGUCACAGGUGAUGUGGGCAACUACAUGCUCUCUUGGGCCAAGGCCGGAAAGGAUGUCAAGGGUACACCUCUGAUCAUGUUCGCCCUGCCCCAUCACGUCCAGUCCUUCGACAGCGCCACCAAGGGCCGUAUCACCGAUAUCCACCUUCGCACCACAACAAAGGGCAAUGCCACUGCCGUGAUCGGUGAAAGCUGGACUAUGGUCGAAGAAAAUCUUCCCAUCGAUAUGGGAUUCGCCCCUUGGUCAACCACGCAUGGCAGUAUCCAUGACCUCUCGGCCACAGCCCAGCAUGCCAUUAUCCAGGCUGCUCCCACUGAGCUCAAGCAGAAUAUAGCAGAACAGACUGCUCUCAACAGCAUGUACUACAGCGGCAAGGCGUUGAGCAAGUUCGCAACGUUAGUGUACACGGUUAACCAGCUCGGUAACAACGUCGAGAUCGCAACAGAUGCCUUCCAGAAGCUAAAGAAGGCUUUCGAUCUGUUCGUGCAGAACAAGCAAGAGAACCCGCUUGCCUACGACACUGUCUGGAAGGGCGUCGUUUCGACCGCCGGCUAUAACGGGGACCUGAACCAGGACUUCGGAAACACCGCAUACAAUGACCACCACUUCCACUAUGGCUACUUUGUCCAAGCAGCCGCCAUCAUCGGCGCUCUUGAUCCGAACUGGCUGGCCGCAAACAAAGAGUGGGUUAACAUGCUUGUUCGUGAUGCUGGUAACUCUGUUGCCAAUGAUCCCCACUUCCCAUUCUCCCGCUCGUUCGAUUGGUAUAACGGACACUCCUGGGCGAAGGGUCUGUUCGAAUCUUUCGAUGGCAAGGAUCAAGAAUCUACGUCGGAAGAUACCAUGUUCGCUUAUGCCAUCAAGAUGUGGGGACAGACAACCGGCGAUGCCAGCAUGGAAGCCCGUGGCAACAUGAUGCUAAGCAUCCUGGGCCGAUCUCUCAAUAACUACUUCUUGAUGCAGGAUGACAAUGUGAACCACCCAUCGAAGUUUAUCGCGAACAAAGUCACUGGAAUUCUAUUCGAGAACAAGGUCGAUCACACCACAUACUUCGGUGCCAACCUCGAAUUCGUCCAAGGUAUCCACAUGCUACCACUCAUGCCACACUCCCCCUUGACCCGACGAAAGGAGUUCGUGCGGCAGGAAUGGCAGGCAAUGUUCGCUGAGCACGCCUCAACACCGGCCUCCAAGGUCGACGGCGGAUGGAAGGGCGUGUUAUAUGCCAACCUAGCCCUCAUCGAUCCCAAAGCGUCGUGGGAGUUCUUUGCCCAGCCGAAUUUCAACUACAGUUGGAUCGAUGGUGGUGCUACGCGUACUUGGUACUUGGCAUUUGCUGCUGGUCUUGGUGGUGCUUAG